Molecule: messenger RNA, 1830 nt
Organism: Impatiens glandulifera
Lineage: Eukaryota; Viridiplantae; Streptophyta; Magnoliopsida; Ericales; Balsaminaceae
Product: B3 domain-containing transcription factor NGA1-like
Exons: 2
Coding region: 269-1504 (411 amino acids)
Molecular function (GO): DNA binding; DNA-binding transcription factor activity
Source: RefSeq, a predicted model, not a curated record
AUAUUUGUAUUAACAUUUAACAGUGCUGUCCACAAAGUCUUUCUUUCAGCCGAAUUCUUCUUCUUCCUCCUCCUCUCACUAUUUCCAGCUAGCUAUGAGAAGGAAAAUAUCUCUCCCCCAACCCUAAAAGGGAAGAAAAAAAGGAAAUACUGAUUUCAUUUCUUACUUCACUUCAUCAUCUUCAACAUCUUCAAUUCAAUUUCAGGUCAACUUCAUAUAUGCUCUUGAGAAAAUCUUCUCAGAUUUACUCAAAUCUCGAUCCAAUUGGAUGAUGAAUUUCAUGCCUAAUAGUAUCCAUGCUCAAGCUAAUUUCAAUGAUGAUGAAGAAGAUGAGAAUCAGAUCACUCCAACCAUGACCCACAUCACCUCCAGAGGUUCCAGGAUGGAGCUCAGUGGAGAAGAAACCAGAGACCUAGAUGAGGAUACCAACAAUAACAACAACAACAAUGAAGAUUCACCUUCCGAUGCAAGUUUAUCACUUGGAUUAGCCUCAAGUGGAAGCAACAGCAAUGUCGGAGUAAUUAUAGAGAAGGAACACAUGUUUGAUAAGGUUGUAACUCCGAGUGAUGUCGGAAAACUCAACCGUUUAGUCAUACCUAAACAGCACGCGGAGAGGUACUUUCCUUUGGAUUCAUCUACAAAUGAGAAAGGACUGUUGCUUAACUUUGAAGAUAGGACCGGGAAACCAUGGCGAUUUCGUUACUCUUACUGGAAUAGUAGCCAGAGUUACGUCAUGACUAAAGGAUGGAGCCGAUUUGUUAAGGAGAAGAAGCUUGAUGCUGGUGAUAUUGUUUCAUUUCAGAGAGGUGUUGGUGAAAUCGGUAAAGAUAGACUCUUUAUUGACUGGCGGCGCCGCCCUGAGACUGUACCUCCAGACACUCUCCACCUUCCUCAUACCUCUUUUCAUUCACUCGGAGGUUACUUUUCGUUUGAUAAUUACCGAUCUUAUCAUCAACAACAUCAGCAUCCAUGGAACAACAACAGCCCCAGCAACAAUCCUUACUUCCAUUCCGGACCGUCGACUCGGGACCACCGCUCGCUGUUUUUGCAACAAACUGCACCAAAUUAUCAACAAUAUCAUCAUCAUCAGCAACAUCAGCAACAGCAGCAGCAAGUUCGAGCUCAAGCUCCUUAUGGGUAUGGCGGAGAAAUAGUUGGAAGUGGAUACCAAAUGAAUCAGGCGUUAAUGUAUCAACUCAGAUCCGGAGCUCAGGCACAUCCAUCGUCGCGUGUCGGAAUGGUACAAGAGCCAGUGGAUGGAGGAGGAGAAAGCAUGGUGUACGAUUCCGUACCUGUCGUUCAAGGAAAGGCAGCGAAGAAGAGGCUAAGACUAUUUGGCGUGAAUAUGGACUGUCCUUUGCCACCACCAGAAUCAUCAUCUCCAAGCGAGGAACCCACUUCAAUUUCUCAUCCCCAAUUGAGGCCUGGACAAGUAAUGCCACCACAUUUUCUAGACAAGGGGAAAUCAACGUCACCCUCAUCCUCGUUCGAUUUGGAUAUCUGAUUCAAAAGGUGGGGGAAAACAACCUAUAAAUCUCUAUAAUCGCAAUAGCUAUAAUGGGUUUUCGCCAAUAAACUCGGAUCAUUCCAAAACAAGUCGAAGAUCUUCCGAAAAUCCGGGUGAAGAGAAAUUAAACUAUGUCAAUUUCAGUUUCGGUGAUGUACAAUUAUAGGUUUGAAUUUCAGAUAAUUUAUAUACAUUUUCUUUAGACACAUGGCGGUAUAGAUCCUUAAUUCCGUUUCCCCGUGAUUUCAUGCUCUUUUCUUAAUCUUAUUAAUGUAGUACCCUUCUCAAGAAUUUUCCCAUUAAUUUAGUUGAUCUUAUGAACA